Messenger RNA from Toxoplasma gondii ME49, 1319 nucleotides. RefSeq lists its product as hypothetical. The record is from RefSeq and is a predicted model, not a curated record. NCBI's taxonomy places the organism in Eukaryota, Apicomplexa, Conoidasida, Eucoccidiorida, Sarcocystidae. The transcript has 2 exons. Bases 15 to 350 code for a protein of 111 amino acids.
GAAACGAGGUGGCUAUGUCUUCUUUCCAUGUCCUAAAAAAUCCGCCGACCACUCGGCGUGACAAAGGAGAUCCAUGCGGCUCUUUGUCGUUGAAUCACACACGACAUGCAGUUCACAAGCCUUCGGUACCGCAUGUGUCGAGCUUUGUAACUGGAGAAGACGAACCUGGGAAACACCGGCUUUCGGCCUCUCUGGCACAGGCUCCCUCAUCUGACAGCAUAAUCCGCGCGCUUGCUGGAAUUGUUCGCCAGUCGUCUACAAUCUCGGCUCUUAAGAAUGCUGUAUCAGCAGGACUUCCUCGAACGAUUAUCUACGGUGUGCAGAAGAUUGCCAAACGGUGGAAGCGGUGAGAGCCAGGACAGCAGGCGUGCUCAUUACCGCGGCACGAUGUGAAGCGAUGAAUCGAUUGGGCAUGCUUCUGACGACCUCCCAAAAUGCGAUCACUUUUUUGUUGAUUCGAGGCUUCCAACUAAAUGUAUUCGCUAGUUUCUGUCGCCGGCGACGACUCCAUGACUGCUAACGUUGGUUGAAAGGCACAAACGCGUCUGUUGAAGCACAGCAUGCAAACAUACGUUUUUGUCGUGUAGUCCAAUAUGCAACUGUGCCUCGGCUACUGUUAUCUUCAUUCUUCACACACAUAUUGAAACAUUAAUUGGUUGUUCCAUCAGAGAGUGAAACCACUCCGGCUUCUUUUAAAUCUCAAAUAUCUACAGGGGGAAUAUCUGCUGGCUGUAACGUUGUUCAGGCUAUUCACUGAGUUGAAUGAUACUCAAAAAGCGACUUUGGCGGGUUCACAAAGAUAAGCUUAAAUUUAAUACUGUACACUGAGUGAAGCAUGCCAAUCUGUAUUUCUCUGAGGCACUUCUUUCUGCACAUAACCCUAGCGGUGCCACCUAGUUGAGUGUGGCGAUGUCAAGUUGUCCUGUCACUACCGUUCUUGUAAUACAUACCCGGCGUCAAGAAUGCUUGGAUUCAACACCUGAUGGUAGUCGUCAUCUGUAGGGCAGACGCUCUAAUCUGUUGUUUUUGUUGAGGCCGACUUUUGAUACGAUACGUCCUACUGUGGAACGGCGUGCAUUGUGAACGAAAUAUCUCGAAUUCCGUACGCUACAACGAAAUAAAACACUCCAAUAUUGUCUCCUUAUCCUCACAAGGUGCAAACAACACUUUUUCCCUGCACCUUCACUACGGCAGUUAGAAGUAUAUUUCCAGAUUUCCAGUUAGCUACGAGUUGAACUAACUAUACUUUGCACAGAGCUACUCUUGAUAAUAUCUGUGUUCUCGCUUUGUAACUUCCCAGCUGGGUUGUUAUGGUGCGG